Molecule: messenger RNA, 621 nt
Organism: Cryptococcus amylolentus CBS 6039
Lineage: Eukaryota; Fungi; Basidiomycota; Tremellomycetes; Tremellales; Cryptococcaceae
Exons: 2
Coding region: 1-621 (206 amino acids)
Source: RefSeq, a predicted model, not a curated record
AUGCGGUGCAAGGAGGCUGCUGAGAUCGCAAGUUACUUUCACGGGUUUCACGCAAGGCUGUUCCCGGCCGCCCAGUGGCUCGCCUUUGGUGAUCAAAUUACCCAGAAACUGAAUACCUACCCCUCUGUAUGGGUGGGCCCCGUCUCCGACCUCGGUGGAAGUGACGACCUCCCUCCAGUACUUCAUGCUGGCAUCUCAGUGUGCUUACAUGUAAAGGCCCCUCACAAGCCGGGAUGGGAGGAUGACGUUGUGAAGAAUCUCAGCGACCUUUUGGACGUCAGAAACGUAUCGCUCCACAACAUGUACCCCACCCUUGUCCCCAGCAACCUGGAGCAAAUUGAGCGUCUUCGUUUCUACCUACCUCAGGAGAAGCCGGAAGGGGAUGAAAGUGUAAUAAUCAAGAAAUGGAUCGAAGCACUUCGCGACGGUGUGGAUGAUGAUAUUCCCUGGUUAGGGAGCCGCGGCUUUCGAAUUGACAUUUACCAUACUGGCGCUACGGACAUAGAUGCGAUACUAGCCAUUCUAGAGGAGACGCCUGAGGAGGUGGAGCGAUGGAAGAAGAUUCUGCAUCUUCAUGACUCGUCUUCGGUGGAGCCUUGUCCGGGGUGUGGAGGUAUAUAG